Messenger RNA from Mauremys mutica (yellowpond turtle), 1542 nucleotides. It is a transcript of the gene GABRA1, whose product is annotated as gamma-aminobutyric acid type A receptor subunit alpha1. The transcript has 12 exons. The coding region runs from base 190 to 1395 and encodes 401 amino acids. Gene Ontology annotation, cellular component: neuron projection; dendrite membrane; synapse. Gene Ontology annotation, biological process: chloride transport; nervous system process; regulation of postsynaptic membrane potential. The record is from RefSeq and is a predicted model, not a curated record. Gene Ontology annotation, molecular function: inhibitory extracellular ligand-gated monoatomic ion channel activity; benzodiazepine receptor activity; transmitter-gated monoatomic ion channel activity involved in regulation of postsynaptic membrane potential. NCBI's taxonomy places the organism in Eukaryota, Metazoa, Chordata, Testudines, Geoemydidae.
GGUCAGCCAGGCCAAACCUGAAUGGCACUAUGACCUGACACUUGCCCCAGCCACUUCUACCAUAACCACAUGUAUGUCCAUCAUUGAUUUGGGCUUGCAGAGUAAUGGAGUGAGAUCAGCAGGAGGGUCUCUGGCAGGAUAUCUCCUUCAGUGCUGCAAGGAGAUCAGCAGGAGCUUUCAGAGCCCAUCAUGAAGAGCUGUCUUUGGGCCUGGACCCUGCUUUUGAAUACACUGUCUGGAAGAAGCUAUGGACAAACUUCAUUACAAGAUGAAAUUAAAGACAAUACUACAGUGUUUACCAGAAUACUGGAUCGUCUGCUGGAUGGUUAUGAUAACCGCCUGAGACCAGGAUUGGGAGAGCGUGUAACUGAAGUGAAGACUGACAUCUUCGUCACCAGCUUUGGGCCUGUUUCCGACCAUGAUAUGGAAUAUACAAUAGAUGUAUUUUUCCGUCAAAGUUGGAGAGAUGAGAGACUAAAAUUCAAAGGACCCAUGACAGUCCUCCGGCUAAAUAAUUUAAUGGCCAGCAAGAUUUGGACACCUGACACUUUUUUCCACAAUGGAAAGAAAUCAGUGGCUCACAACAUGACAAUGCCUAACAAACUACUACGAAUUACAGAGGAUGGGACACUGCUGUAUACAAUGAGACUGACUGUGAGAGCAGAAUGUCCAAUGCACUUAGAAGACUUUCCAAUGGAUGCACAUGCUUGCCCAUUGAAAUUUGGAAGCUAUGCCUAUACCAGAGCGGAGGUUGUGUAUGAAUGGACAAGGGAACCAGCGAGGUCUGUGGUUGUGGCUGAAGAUGGCUCUCGGUUGAACCAAUACGAUCUUCUGGGGCAAACUGUGGACUCUGGAAUUGUUCAGUCCAGUACAGGGGAGUAUGUUGUUAUGACUACCCACUUCCAUUUGAAGAGAAAGAUUGGUUACUUUGUCAUUCAGACUUAUCUACCAUGCAUCAUGACAGUGAUUCUGUCCCAGGUGUCCUUCUGGCUUAACAGAGAAUCUGUUCCAGCAAGAACAGUAUUUGGAGUGACAACUGUUCUCACAAUGACCACCUUGAGCAUCAGUGCAAGAAAUUCCCUUCCAAAGGUGGCCUAUGCCACAGCUAUGGAUUGGUUUAUAGCAGUGUGCUAUGCAUUUGUGUUUUCAGCACUCAUCGAAUUUGCAACAGUGAACUACUUCACAAAGAGAGGUUACGCAUGGGAUGGCAAAAGUGUUGUUCCUGAAAAGGGGAAGCAAAGUCUUCAUGAUUUGCUCAUCUGUGGGCAAAGGGAGAUAAAUCCAUGGAUUUCUUGGUAUUCAUGUGGAUCUCAAGGUAUCUGCAGGAGGAAAAAGACAUCGGCAUGUUGUUCUGCCCCACAUAGUGACUGCCUGCCCCUGGAAGGACUAUUCUAACUGUGCUAGCCCCUGGACCCCCCUUAGGGAAAUCCAACUCAGCUCCCCAUCCGAAGCGUAUCUUCCUCAACUCCAUGGAACUGUAAUCCUAAGGAACCCCCACAUAGGACUUCCUGCAGGAUUGAAGCCACAAUAUUGGAAUACCCC